AUGGCCGCUCUAAUUGAACACCACCAGGAGAUUGUUCUGCUUUUACUCGAGAAGGAGGCCAAUGUCAAUCCGAACACUUGGCUGGAGGGAACCACGCUCAAGUUAGCUUCCGAGUUAGGCAGUAUAGAGAUCGUGGAGAUGCUCCUCGCCAAGGGAGCCGAUGCUGACGCUUGUAUUGCUGAGGCCAGUGCUCUCACCGCCGCCUCUAAAAAUGGUCAUUUAGAGGUCGUCAAGCUGUUGAUUGCCAAGGGAGCUGAUAUCAAUGCCAAGGACGGGAUGGAUAUCACGGCACUCCAUGCUGCUUCAAGAGAAGGCCAUCUGGAUAUCGCCGAGUUACUGCUUGACAGCGGGGCUAAUGCCAACGCUGGUGAUCGGCAAUUUGGCGCCGCGCUUCACGCCGCUUCAAGGGGAGGCCACCUACGGAUCGUCCAGCUGUUGCUCGCCAAAGCCACCGUUGCUAACUUUGCGAGUAGCAAUCAAGGCAUCGCACUCCCACAGUCUACAUUAAAAGGCCACCUAGAGGUCGUUGAGCUGCUGAUUGCCAACGGCGCAAAUAUCAACGCCAAGAAUGGGAUAUGGGGCAUCGCCCUCCAAGCCGCCUCCCGUGGAGGCCACCUGGGCAUUGUCGAGCUAUUUGUUACCAAAGGAGCCAAUAUCGACGCCGAAAGCAGAGGAUAUGGUCCUGCACUCCAGGCGGCGUCGCGGAAAGGCCAUCUGGGAAUUGUCAAGUUGCUACUGGACAACGGGGUAAAUAUCGAAGACAAUGGUGACUAUGGGACCGCUCUUCAAGCCGCCUCUCGCGGAGGUCACCUCGACAUUGUCGAGCUGUUAAUUGUGAAAGCGGCCAAUGUGGACGUCGGGGGUGGGAAGUACGGAACUGCACUCUGGACUGCGUCAAUACAUGGCCACCUGGGGAUUGUCGAGGUGCUACUCGACAACGGCGCAAAUAUCGACGAAGAUGAUGGUGGCCACGGGACCGCUCUCCAAGCCGCCUGUCACGCAGGCCACCAAGAGAUCGUUGCGCUACUACUCACUCAAGGAGCUGAUGUCAAUGCCCAGCAUGGCAUAUAUGGCACCGCGCUCUACGCAGCUUCAGAAGAAGGCUACCUAGAGAUCGUCGACUUGUUAAUUGCCAAGGGGGCCGACCUCGGCGUCGACCUAUACGCAGCUUCAAAAAAUGGCCACCUGGAGAUCGCCAUGCUACUGGUUGACAAGGCUGCCGAUGUAAAAGCCGAGGGCAUGAAGUAUGACACCGCUCUUGAAGCUGCCUCUCACGGAGGACACCUAGAGAUUGUCAAACUGCUAUUGGCCAAAGGCACAAAUGUGGAUGCCGCGGCCGGCAGAUACGGCACCGCGCUCCAGACUGCUUCACGCCAAGGCCAUUUAGAGGUUGUCGAGUUGCUGCUCGACAACGGCGCCAAUGUGGAUGCCGAGGCCGGCAUAUAUGGCACCGCGCUCCAGGCUGGCUCAAGCAAAGGCCAUUUGGAGAUCGACUUGCUACUCAACAACGGCGCCAGUUUGCAUGCUGAGGCCGGCAAGUAUGGCACCACGCUCCAGGCUGCUUCACGCCAAGGCCAUAUGGAGAUUGUCGAGUUGCUGCUCGACAACGGCGCCAAUGGGGAUGCUGAGGUCGGCAAGUAUGGCACCGCGCUCCAGGCUGCUUCACGCCAAGGCCAUUUGGAGGUUGUCGAGUUGCUGCUCGACAACGGCGCCAAUGUGGAUGCUGCGACCGGCAUAUAUGGCACCGCGCUCCAGGCUGGCUCAAGCCAAGGCCAUUUGGAGAUUGUCGAGUUGCUGCUCGACAAUGGCGCCAAUGUGGAUGCCGAGACCGGCAUAUAUGGCACCGCGCUCCAGGCUGGCUCAAGCCAAGGCCAUUUGGAGGUUGUCGAGUUGCUGCUCGACAACGGCGCCAAUGUGGAUGCCGAGGCCGGCAUAUAUGGCACCGCGCUCCAGGCUGGCUCAAGCCAAGGCCAUUUGGAGAUUAUCGAGUUGCUACUCGACAACGGCGCCAAUGUGGAUGCUGAGACCGGCAUAUAUGGCACCGCGCUCCAGGCUGGCUCAAGCCAAGGCCAUUUGGAGAUUAUUGAGUUGCUGCUCGACAACGGCGCCAAUGUGGAUGCCGAGGCCGGCAUAUAUGGUACCGCGCUCCAGGCUGGCUCAAGCCAAGGCCAAUUGAAGAUUAUCGAGUUGCUGCUCGACAAUGGUGGGAAUAUCGAAGGUGGUGGUGGCCACGGGACCGCCCUUCAAGCCGCUUCUCGGGGGGGGCCACCUGGACACUGUCGAGCUCUUAAUCAUGCGCGGGGCCAGUGUGGAUGCUGA
Molecule: messenger RNA, 2319 nt
Organism: Penicillium manginii
Lineage: Eukaryota; Fungi; Ascomycota; Eurotiomycetes; Eurotiales; Aspergillaceae
Product: ankyrin repeat domain-containing protein
Exons: 1
Coding region: 1-2319 (772 amino acids)
Cellular component (GO): cytoplasm
Molecular function (GO): protein binding
Source: RefSeq, a predicted model, not a curated record